AUGGCUGAUCCUUUUCUAUAUAAUACUGGAGACAGAUCUCACUAUGGAUGCCUUGGACAUGAAGUACAAAUUGAGUACCUUAAGGCAUAUGUUUGUAGACCAUCUUUUUCCACGGACAAAGCUGUGAUUGUAGUUCAUGAUGUAUUUGGAUGGAGGUUCCCAGAUAUUAGAUACAUAGUCGAUUUGAUUGCGGGUCAUGGAUAUAUAGCCAUCUGCCCAGAUUUCUUCAAGGGAACAGAACCCUGGAAAUCUACUGAUCACUGGGGUGACUUUGCUGACUGGAUGAAACAUCAUGAUCCUAUGAAAGUAGACAAGGAAGCUGAUGUUGUCUUGAAGUAUCUAAAGGAACAAUGCGGUGCAAAGAAGAUUGGUAUCGUUGGGUUUUCCUGGGGUGGAAUGGCAGUACAUCACUUGAUGCUGAAAAAUCCUCAAUUAACCGCUGGGGUGUCCCUCUAUGGAAUAAUUAGAGAUUCUGAAGAAAGAUACAAUUUACUAAAUCCAACGUUUUUCAUUUUUGGUGAAAAAGACCACACCAUUUCUUUGGAUCAGAUCUUCUUAUUGGAGGAGAAGUUGAAACAGUAUUGUAAAGUUUCAUAUAAAAUUAAAGUUUAUCCUGGACAAGUUCAUGGGUUUGCACAACUGAAGCCAGAAGAUAUGAAACCUGAUGAUAAACCUUAUAUUGAAGAAGCUAGAAAGGAUAUGUUUGAUUGGAUCAAAAUGUUUGUUUGACAAUAGCAGAAGGGAUUGUUAGGCUUCAAGAUCAGUGACUGAUUUAAUUGAGAGAGGAAAACAGUCAAGGAAAAAAUACAUUGAAAG
Messenger RNA from Empidonax traillii (willow flycatcher), 816 nucleotides. RefSeq names its product carboxymethylenebutenolidase homolog. Bases 1 to 729 code for a protein of 242 amino acids. Gene Ontology annotation, molecular function: hydrolase activity. Lineage: Eukaryota; Metazoa; Chordata; Aves; Passeriformes; Tyrannidae. The record is from RefSeq and is a predicted model, not a curated record. The transcript has 5 exons.